CUUUAGAUUUUAGAAUGGAAUUAAUAGAUGCACUCUAUCCGAUUCUUGAAAAAGUUGGCGAAACAAAUGCUCGUUUACAUGAAACCGCUGAUAUUGCUUUAUCUCAUAUCUCCAUAUAUUGUGGGUACUCUUCUAAGAAAGCAUUGGUAUUGGAAAAUGUUGACUACCUUGUCAACACUAUAUCCAGGAAAUUGAACCAAAUUAUGAUAAAUUCAAAAACUCCACAAGUACUUACAGCGAUGGUUCGAGUAGUCGGUAUUUCUUUACUACCUUAUUUAGAUGACUCAAUAGAGGAAAUUUUUGAUGCCUUGGAUGCUUAUCAUAUGAAUCCAAACUUAUUAGAUCCACUAGCAAAUGCCCUAUUUGCUAUAGUUUCUACUAUAUCUGAUUCUUUUGAAACAAAAGAAAAAGACACAAAUCCUCUUAACAUAGAUAAAACUCUAGAUUACGUGGAAUCGGAUACACCGGACUUAUCCAAAGAGAUCGCAGAUUUUGUAAAGACUUAUUCUGUAGGAAAAACUCAAACAUCUGUUCCAAAAGAGCAAGCAACUCUAGAAGAAAUUGGUCAAUAUUUUUUGAAUCGUCAAAAAUCAAAAGAAAAAUCCGAGGUUGAAAAUGGUGAUAAUUCUGAUUCUAUUUCUCAUAAUAACGAAAAUAUCAGUGAUGAAAGACCUAAGCCUACACAACCACAGGCCAUUUGUAUAAAAAUUAUAGACAAAUUACUCAAUUUUAUUACUGCAGCAUCACCUCAAUUACGAGUCCUAGUCCUUGAUGUUAUACGUAUAGCACUUCCCACGUUGCGAUCCAUUCCUUAUGAACUUUACCCUCUAAUCCAUAGAAUUUGGCCUUCCGUCUUGAACAGAUUAAAAGAUAAAGAACCAUUUGUUGUUCUCGGUGCUGCACGACUUAUACAAGAAGUUGCUAUCUCUUGCGGCGAAUUUUUCACCAGUCGUGUUGUUCAGGAUGUUUGGCCAUCAUUUCAAAGAUUGCUUUCUCAACAAUCUAUGGUAGAUAAAGAAUUUGUGGGUCUUAUUGAAUAUAGUUUUUCCAAAUCACAUCGGUUGAAAAAGACGAUAUUAGUGACUAUAAAGGUGGUAAUCAACCGUGUAUCGUUAUCUAAUCAAAUAACAUCACAAAUAAUUGAUACAUUAUGGCCAUUUUUAAGCGAAGAAAUUAAUGAAGAGCUUCAAGUUUCUGCAAGAGAAUUGUUUCGAGAAUUUGCACGUAUAAAUGCGAACACAACUUGGUUAGUGCUUAGAGGAUUAGUGGAGGAAUACACAUUUAUGACAUCACCUAAUGAUGCAAGCCUGCUGGAUGAUAUUGUUUGGCCAAAAUAUUUAUGUAGAUUUCCUAUUGGUAAUAAAAAGAAAUUGUUUGCACGAAAUGUAAAAAUGUUGUUGGAUGAACUUUGA
Racocetra persica is the source of this 1412-nucleotide messenger RNA. Lineage: Eukaryota; Fungi; Glomeromycota; Glomeromycetes; Diversisporales; Gigasporaceae. The record is from the annotation of a GenBank genome assembly.